UUAGUGGCUGUGGGCGGGGCCCCGAGCUGCCCCUCAGGCUCCUCACCAUGGGCAGCAAGAUGGCGGCCGCUACAAGGGCGGUGCAGGUAGUCAAGCCACAUACUCCAUUAAUAAAGUUCCCAGACAGAAAAAGUGGUCCCAGACCUAAAAUACAGGAAUCUCUACAAGCAAGUAUGCCAUCUCUCCUUGCUUCAAAAGCACAGGAAUCUGUAGGAGGCACAUCACCGGCCUUUCAAAAUAUUUCACGUGUUAGUAGAGUACAAGGCACACCAGACACUUCUGAAUUAGCAAGAAGUUUACCUCAGAAAUACAGAAGGAGACAAAUGUCAGAUGAAGAGAUUGAGUAUAUUCAACGUGGAGGUCCAGAAUAAAUGUGGAAGAUAGUUUCUUGGCCACUGUUGAAGAAUGAGGUAUUAUAUUCACAAUAAAGGCAUUAAAUUAAAAUGCCUUAAUAUUAAAAAUUAUUGUAUACUAAUAGCUUUAAUAAAAUCCCAUAUGAUGGGUGAGAAGAUUGACACAACACACAAUAUACUGAUUUGUUUGUGACUGAGAAGGAUUUUAUGUUGAUGGCUAAUAGCAAUUGAAUAUAUAUGAUGUCUGCACCAUUAAAAUAUUUUUCUAAUUAGCCAUUUGAAAAGUCAACAAUCUAACAGAGUCAUUUUAUUUUUCCACUGGUUGAGAUCACAAAGUCACAGAAUGGAUCAGGUUGGAAGGGACCACAAUGGGUCAUUUUUAUUG
Messenger RNA from Melozone crissalis (California towhee), 738 nucleotides. It is a transcript of the gene KGD4, whose product is annotated as mitochondrial ribosomal protein S36. The transcript has 4 exons. Gene Ontology annotation, biological process: 2-oxoglutarate metabolic process. NCBI's taxonomy places the organism in Eukaryota, Metazoa, Chordata, Aves, Passeriformes, Passerellidae. Bases 48 to 371 code for a protein of 107 amino acids. The record is from RefSeq and is a predicted model, not a curated record.